AUGCUUGCCAAUGCCGCCAUAAUGAGGAUCCUCAUCAAAGGGGGGAAAGUGGUGAAUGAUGACUGCACCCUUGAAGCUGAUGUUUAUAUUGAGAAUGGCAUCAUACAGCAGGUGGGCCGUGAACUCAUGAUUCCUGGCGGAGCCAAAGUCAUAGAUGCCACUGGCAAGCUGGUGAUCCCUGGUGGUAUUGAUACCAGCACCCACUUCCACCAAACCUUCAUGAAUGCAACCUGUGUGGAUGACUUUUAUCAUGGCACCAAGGCAGCCCUGGUUGGGGGGACCACCAUGGUUAUAGGACAUGUACUUCCGGAUAAAGAAACUUCCCUGCUGGAUGCUUAUGAGAAGUGUCGUAGCCUGGCUGACCCAAAGGUGUGCUGUGAUUAUGCCCUGCACAUGGGCAUCACCUGGUGGGCACCUAAGGUAAAAUCAGAAAUGGAAACUUUGGUUCGAGAGAAGGGUGUCAACUCCUUCCAGAUGUUCAUGACAUACAAAGACUUGUACAUGCUCCGAGACAGUGAGCUGUACCAGGUGUUCCGUGCUUGCAAAGAUAUUGGAGCUAUCGCACGUGUUCAUGCUGAGAAUGGCGAGCUGGUGGCUGAGGGAGCUAGGGAAGCUCUGGAUUUGGGCAUCACUGGUCCAGAGGGAAUUGAGAUCAGUCGACCAGAAGAGCUAGAGGCGGAAGCUACACAUCGUGUCAUCACCAUUGCUAAUCGGACUCACUGCCCUGUCUAUCUGGUCAACGUGUCUAGCAUGUCUGCCGGGGAUGUUAUAGCCACAGCCAAAAUGCAAGGGAAGGUUGUGUAUGCAGAGACCACCACAGCACACACUACGUUAACAGGCUUACACUACUAUCACCAGGACUGGUCCCAUGCAGCAGCCUACGUCACAGUGCCACCCUUGCGGCUAGAUACAAACACUUCCACCUACCUCAUGAGUUUGCUUGCCAAUGACACUGUGAAUGCUGUCGCCUCUGAUCACCGGCCUUUCACCACUAAACAGAAGGCAAUGGGGAAGGAAGACUUCACUAAGAUCCCCCAUGGAGUCAGUGGGGUACAGGACCGUAUGGCUGUCAUCUGGGAACGUGGAGUG
This is a messenger RNA of Protobothrops mucrosquamatus (brown spotted pit viper), 1089 nucleotides long. RefSeq names its product dihydropyrimidinase-related protein 5. Gene Ontology annotation, cellular component: cytoplasm; cytosol. The record is from RefSeq and is a predicted model, not a curated record. The transcript has 8 exons. The annotation marks the transcript as partial. Lineage: Eukaryota; Metazoa; Chordata; Lepidosauria; Squamata; Viperidae. Gene Ontology annotation, molecular function: hydrolase activity, acting on carbon-nitrogen (but not peptide) bonds, in cyclic amides.